Messenger RNA from Aspergillus thermomutatus, 636 nucleotides. RefSeq lists its product as uncharacterized. The transcript has a single exon. Bases 1 to 636 code for a protein of 211 amino acids. Lineage: Eukaryota; Fungi; Ascomycota; Eurotiomycetes; Eurotiales; Aspergillaceae. The record is from RefSeq and is a predicted model, not a curated record.
AUGCAGUUCCACACAGCAGAGCUAUACCUUACCCAAAUCAGCCUCUUUGACCGGAAAACACCGCAUGACUCGGUGUUCUGGUCGUCGCUCCGCAUCGAAGCACUAUCAAUGGGACUUGUGGCAGCAAGGCAGCUCCUUCAAUUCUAUCUCGCGCUCCCGUUGCGUUCUGAGACUGUCUUCAAUAAUACGCAGUGCGUGCAAGUAGGAUUUUGCUUGACCCUAGCUGUAAAGCUCUCUGUCGCCGCGUUAGAUUCUUCGAUUGAUCACCAAGUAGGAAAACUUAGAGACUCACUAAAUAUGUCUCUGAUAUUCAAGCAAGUUAUCCUACGCAUCCAAGCCUUGGUCACGCCCCUGGUGGACGCGCGAGGCGAAAGAGAUGCAUUCUAUCACUUUGAGAAUCGCCUUAAGCACUUACAAUGGUGGUAUGAAACUCAGAUGACGCAGAUUCCCGUGCAGCGCCAACAUUAUGCUUCUCCAAAAACAAUGGCGCAUAACACCCUUUCCACCGCGGAACUAUCUUCAGCUUCGACAGAGGAUUUGCAAGCCCAGUGGCCUAGUCUGUUGCCGGAUGCAACAAUUGAUGAUCUGUUCAACGAGUGGAAUCCCGACGCAGGUAUUUAUUUUGGCUUUGAGUAA